AUGUCUGUUCAUAUCUAUCUAUCUAUCUAUCUAUCUAUCUAUCUAUCUAUCUAUCUAUCUAUCUAUGUUCAUAUCUGUAUGUAUGUAUGUCUGUUCAUAUCUAUCUAUCCAUCUAUCUAUCUACACACACGGGAUAAACAUCUACGCACCAUAACUACAAAUCUGUUCCGCUCUCUGUACUUUCCCAUGCCGGUUGAGGGCGGUUUAAUUUUCCUGCCUUCAUAUCUAUCUAUCUAUCUAUCUAUCUAUCUAUCUAUCUAUCUAUCUAUCUAUCUAUUUGUCUGUCUGUCUAUCUAUCUAUCUACUGGAUCAAAGUCUGUUCAUGAACUCUCCUCUGUCUUACUCUCCCGUGUCUUAGCCUGUUCGAUAUCAAUUUCUCGAUAUCUCACCAAGAUUAUCUAUCUAUCUAUCUAUCUAUCUAUCUAUCUAUCUAUCUAUCAAAGACACUCUAUUAUUUCUUCGAUUUUUCUACUUUCUUUUUCUUCGUCUCCUUUUUCUUCUUUCUUCUUUCUUUUUCUUCUUCUUCUUUUUCUUCUUUCUUCUUCUUUCUUUUUCUUCUUCUUCUUCUGUUUUAUAAAUUCACUUUUUCUCAGCUUUAUUAUUUCUUCGAUUUUUCUACUUUCUUUUUCUUCGUCUUCUUUUUCUUCUUCUUCUUUCUUCUUCUUUCUUUUUCUUCUUCUUCUUCUUCUUUUUUCUUCUUUUUCUUCUUCUUCUCUCUAUUAUUUCUUCGAUUUUUCUACUUUCUUUUUUUUCGUCUUCUUUUUCUUCUUUUUUCUUCUUCUUUCUUUUUCUUCUUCUUUCUUCUUCUUUCUUUUUCUUCUUCUUCUUCUUCUUCUCUCUAUUAUUUCUUCGUUUUUUCUACUUUCUUUUUUUUCGUCUUCUUUUUCUUCUUUUUUCUUCUUCUUUCUUUUUCUUCUUUCUUCUUCUUUCUUUUUCUUCUUCUUCUUCUUCUCUUUUAUAUAUUCACUUUCUUCUCAGCUCUAUUAUUUCUUCGAUUUUUCUACUUUCUUUUUCUUCGUCUCCUUUUUCUUCUUUCUUCUUUCUUUUUCUUCUUCUUUUUUUUCUUCUUCUUCUUCUUUCUUCUUCUUGCUUUUUCUUCUUCUUCUUCUUCUGUUUUAUAAAUUCACUUUCUUCUCAGCUCUAUUAUUUCUUCGAUUUUUCUACUUUCUUUUUCUUCGUCUCCUUUUUCUUCUUUCUUCUUUCUUUUACUUCUUCUUCUUUUUCUUCUUUCUUCUUUCUUUUUCUUCUUCUUCUUCUGUUUUAUAUAUUCACUUUCUUCUCAGCUCUAUUAUUUCUUCGAUUUUUCUACUUUCUUUUUCUUCGUCUCCUUUUUCUUCUUUUUUCUUCUUUUUUCUUUUUCUUCUUCUUCUUUCUUCUUCUUUCUUUUUCUUCUUCUUCUUCUUCUGUUUUAUAAAUUCACUUUCUUCUCAGCUCUAUUAUUUCUUCGAUUUUUCUACUUUCUUUUUCUUCGUCUCCUUUUUCUUCUUUCUUCUUUCUUUUACUUCUUCUUCUUUUUCUUCUUUCUUCUUUCUUUUUCUUCUUCUUCUCUCUAUUAUUUCUUCGAUUUUUCUACUUUCUUUUUCUUCGUCUUCUUUUUCUUCUUUCUUUUUCUUCUUCUUCUUCUUUUUCUUCUUCUUUCUUCUUCUUUCUUUUCUUCUUCUUCUUCUCUUUUAUAAAUUCACUUUCUUCUCAGCUCUAUUAUUUCUUCGAUUUUUCUACUUUCUUUUUCUUCGUCUCCUUUUUCUUCUUCUUUCUUUUUCUUCUUCUUCUUCUUUUUCUUCUUCUUUCUUCUUCUUUCUUUUCUUCUUCUUCUUCUCUUUUAUAAAUUCACUUUCUUCUCAGCUCUAUUAUUUCUUCGAUUUUUCUACUUUCUUUUUCUUCUUUUUCUUCUUUCUUCUUCUUCUUCUUCUUUUUCCUUCUUUUUCAGUCUUUAGCUUUCGGUCUGUAUGUAAUGCUGCAUUCUUUCAGCUAAUUUUCUUCACUGCUUUCUUAUUUAUUCGAUUUUUCUUCUUAUUAUUAUUUCUUCUUCUUCUUCUUUUUACUUCUUCCUCUUCUUUUUCUUCUCCUCCUUCUUCUUCUUCUUCCUCCUCUUCUUCUUCUUCUUCUUCUUCUUUCUUUAUGUUUCAGCUUUUAUCUUAUUACUUUUAUUUAUUCGAUUUCUCCACUGUUAAUUCUUUUUCUUUUUCUUCUUUAGUGUUUAUCUUUCAAGUUUUAUCACGUUUUAGAAAUUCACCCCACUUUCUUCUCUUUUCUCUUCUUUCUCAGAUUUUUUCCCCAUUUUUCUUAUUUCAUUAUUUUUCUUAUAUUUUAAGUUGUAAUGUCUUAAAACUGGUCCACCCUUUUCUUGCUUUACAUUUUUAUUCCUCUGGCCUUCUUCUUCUUCCUCUUCUCCUACUCCUCCUCCUCAUUCUUCUUCUUCUUCUUUUACUUCUUCUUCUUCUUCUUCUUCUUCUUCUGUUCCAUCUGUACAUUUCUUCCUAUUUUUCUUUUAUUUGCCUUUAA
This is a messenger RNA of Acanthosepion pharaonis, 2502 nucleotides long. The record is from the annotation of a GenBank genome assembly. NCBI's taxonomy places the organism in Eukaryota, Metazoa, Mollusca, Cephalopoda, Sepiida, Sepiidae.